This is a messenger RNA of Fusarium vanettenii 77-13-4, 1077 nucleotides long. RefSeq lists its product as uncharacterized. Bases 218 to 745 code for a protein of 175 amino acids. The transcript is spliced from 3 exons. The record is from RefSeq and is a predicted model, not a curated record. NCBI's taxonomy places the organism in Eukaryota, Fungi, Ascomycota, Sordariomycetes, Hypocreales, Nectriaceae.
GCACCUCAGCUUUUGUGAACCAAGGGGUGCUCGAUAAAAUCCAUCAUACCUCCCUCACCCUCCUCCGCGCUGACCUCCGCUUCACUCUAAUCUGACCAAACCUUUUCUUCCUCCUCGACUUCACAUGAGCUCGAUAGGAAGCAUUCCCGACAAGCACAACUAUCACCGUCACCGCCGUACAUAACAACACAUCACACACUACCUCGCCAUCUCGAUCAUGGAGAGCCUCCAGCUUUCUCAGGUGCUCGCCGACCUUAGCAACCUCGGCGCUGCUGAAUCUGAAGCCGCCACUGCCAUCGUCACGGCGAACCUCCCCUCUACAAGCAACCGCACCACGACCGACGCACAAGCAUCCACCUCACACUCAACGCCUUCCGCUCAUAACUCACGACGCCCUUCGGGCAUCCAGCGUCACUGGUCCUCAGAGGGCAAGUUUGACAAGUUUGGCCGCCGAAUCCUCUCACCCAGUUCUCUACCCGGCUCAGCUGGCAAUUCCAUCCCCGGCACUCCUCGCCGUGGUGAAUCUGAUUUUGAAGAUGACAUCGACCGAGCCUCAACCCUCAUAACGCUCUACGACAUUCGAUCCAAGAUCAAGCAGCAGGACAACAGCAGCCUGAUCAAGGCCCGUGAGAAGAUCAAUGCCCUCGCUGCGCGGCAGCAGGCUCAACAAGCCGCCGAGCGCAACAUGAAGGCGGCCGACGAGCUUCGACGCCAGCGAUACUCUUUCCCCAGGGCUGGUCUCUAAACGCCGAAUCCUUGACGAAUUCCUUUACACUUACUUAUAUGAUGGACGAUUCUGGUCGUUACGAAGGGCAACGGAGUUGGGGAUACUGAAAUUUUUGUCGCUUUUCAUCAUGUCUCAUGACGGCGUUUUUGGUGCCUAAAAGCAACUUGCCGUCAAUCUUCUGACAGCGACUCUCCUCUCGAUGAUUACCAUGAAAGACGGCUUUCGCCUUGUCUCUGGAAUCUGGAUGUAGUGGCGUCCUCGGUGACGAUGGAUGGAUUUACUGGACUUGAGCGACAUGGAUGGCAAUGAAUGGACUGGAAGGCAUGAAAGGGAUACCGAGCCUUGUAUAC